AUCCAAAGCACACACCUCAGUCCAACUACUACCAAAUCCACCUAAAAAAAAACUUUCGACUUUACGUCAACACAUACCAGCAAAAUGGCUACUUGGCUCUCUACCCACGGAAUUGGUGCCAUCAAGGACAGCAAUUCUAGCUUCGCCAUCGUCGCCGACAAGGGAUCCGCUCUCGUCAAGCCGACCGAUCCCAACGCGCUGAGCGGAUGGAUCCACUUCACCAUCCCCAGCCCCCCGGUUAAUAACCCGAACCUCAAGGUCGUCGCCAUCGACUUCUCUUCCCAGUCGGCCAACGUCGAAGCCGUGGCUGUCUACCUUGCCAACAUCCAGAAGUACAAGGAGGAGGGGCUCCAGAGGGGCCAGUCCUUCACCCUCUCGCUUCCCUCCAACCCCCAGGUCCUCUACCAGGGCAAGGGAAUCUCCGUGUCGAUCCUCGUCCAGUUCGACAACAUCUCUUCCAACCUCAGGCUCCAGUCCGUCGGAAUCCAGGUCUAGACAAGCUACAAUGUGCCCUACGAUAGUCUAGCUACAACGCACUAGCCUAGAAAAAACUAAGGGGAGAGAAGUGGAGAGUGAAUGAUCCGAGCUUAUAAGCUGGAUGGAUCUAUGUGGAAGUCUUGUUUUCGGGUACCCUCGAUGGGACCUAUUC
Molecule: messenger RNA, 649 nt
Organism: Daldinia caldariorum
Lineage: Eukaryota; Fungi; Ascomycota; Sordariomycetes; Xylariales; Hypoxylaceae
Exons: 3
Coding region: 85-495 (136 amino acids)
Source: RefSeq, a predicted model, not a curated record